AUUCAUUUCUUUAUAUCAUCAGGGAAACUUGAUCCGGCAGUUGUUCACCUCGUGACUCUUGAUCUGCUUCACUUCUCUCUUGUCUUCAGUCACUAUCACUGACUCAGGUUCGAAUGAGUGGUUGUAAUGAACACUUUACUCGUCUUUGCGUUUCUGUCUGCAGGUUCAGCCCUCCGCGUGUCCGAACAAGGUGAGUUUGACUAUAGUGGAAGUGAUAAUACAUGGACAAAAGCCUUUUCUUGUUGUUUGUGUAAACUCCACCUUUCACUUUCACAAUCUGCCGGGAUUGUUUCCGUUAUCGUGUGGUUUAAUGAUCUCUUUUGCAAUUAUUCUGCAUUAUUUUCAGAUGAAAAUCACUUCGAAUCAUGGAUGGAACAGGUAGGACACUGUCCAUUCAAACAUUUGUGUUCAUUAUGAUAAUACGAAGAACAGUAAAAUGCAAAGGAGGAAGUUACUAGCACGGUAAUUCCCGAUACCUACCACUGUAUUUGUUAUUCUCUGCUAAACUGAAAGUGUCACGCAAACAAAGGUAGCGUUAAAGCAGCUUUUACUCCAUUUAGACACAUAAUAAUCAACCUUUUACUUCUCCAGCACAACAAAGAGUACAGCAAUAAAGAGUACUAUGAGCGACUUCAAGUAUUUGUCGAAAACAAGAGGAAGAUUGACAGACACAAUGCAGGAAACUACUCCUUCUCAAGUAGGAACAUCUGGUUUUGCACUUUCUAAUUUUUCCAGUAUGGUCGUUAAAAUGUGUUUUAGUCUCAGUGUUUUAUUUCUUCCUGCAGUGAGUCUGAACCAGUUUUCAGACAUGACAUUUUCUGAAUUUCGCAAAGCUUUCCUCUGGUCUGAGCCACAGGUAGGCCACAGUACUGACACCCAUACAAAGUACAGGUGAAUACAUAAUUGGGGUGUUUUUCUGAAGCUAUUUAUUGAUGUACUGUGUAUUUUUUUUUAAGAACUGCUCUGCCACAAAAGGGACCUACCUCUACAGCAACGGACCUUCUCCAGACUCCAUAGACUGGAGAAAGAAAGGGAAUUUUGUCACUGAUGUGAAGAAUCAGGUAACUGCUCAAACAUGCUCUCUAAUAUUUUUGAUUUAUUUGCUUCAUUCAUGAGAGGUCCCUAAACAUUAAUGCUGAUAAUUCAAUAUCUGCAUACUGCAAGUAUGAUAUCUUAAUCAAGUGCAAACUGGAGUGACUUUGAGUCAGGUUGCAGAGAUUACAUCCGUCUCAUAAAUCCCAUGUAACAUUUUAAAGCAUUUUAGGUGUUGUUGUAUGCACAUUGAGGUGAAAAAAACAUUAGGUAUAUAAAAUAGGCAGUUGAUAAGCACAAACUCAAAAAAUUCGACAAAGUAAAAGGAGGGGGAAUUCACAGCAGCUAAGAAAAGAAUAACUAUAUUUAUGCGCUCUUCAACAGGAAGUAACAGAGUGCGAAACAUGUGACACAGUAAACAGAAAAGAAUUUUAACUAAUGUUGGUAUUUGCAAUUGUAAUAAAUAUCUACCCUGUCAAUAUUGCACAUAGCUUUGAGUUAUUGUUCUUUCGAUGUCCAAAAUUCCUGGACUACUUGGAGCAGACCUAAAUAAAUAGUCUGACUGACUGCAGAAGGAAUGAGGGACUUGCGGUAUCUCUCUACGGGGUCCAGAGAGCAGCCUAGAACAGAGCUAGCCUUCGACACCAGUUGUUCAUUUGUUUAAUAUUUUUUUGUCUUCGUUUUUAUUAAAGGGGCCUUGCGGCAGUUGCUGGACUUUUUCCACCACCGGCUGUUUGGAGUCUGUCACUGCAAUCAACACAGGGAAGCUUGUACCACUGGUGACCUUCUUUCACUUCUCUAUUAAAAUUCAGAGUGUUGACAAAUGAUAUAUUUUGUUCCUUUAUAAUGCGGGUUUAGGUUUUUGUUAUUUUAGACUCUUUCUCAUGUGAUUUAGUCAGAACAGCAGCUGGUUGACUGCGCCCAGGACUUCAACAACCAUGGAUGUAAUGGGUGAAUACAAAUUUGUCUCCAUUAUCUUUCCUCCUAAUUCCUUGUUAUGUACUCAACUGCAGGCUGAAUUUUGAAAGAAAAAUCUCAUUUUUCUGUCUAGAGGGCUGCCUAGUCAGGCGUUUGAAUACAUCAUGUACAACAAGGGACUGAUGACAGAGAAGGACUACCCAUACAAAGCAACUGUAACUCAACAACAACCCAUGCAAUCCUUUACUAUAAAGAAACUUCAUCAUAUGUAAAACUGGUUUUGAAAUAAUACUUUUAAACUGAUUUAAGGUGUACUUGUUUUUGUUGAAUCAGGAAGGUGUCUGUGUGUAUAAACCAGAACUGGCUGCAGCGUUUGUGAAGGAUGUGGUGAAUAUCACAGCAGUGAGUGAACACCAGAGUCUUUCUUCAGAAUCUGUAUCUUUAUUAAAAGCCGGUGAGUGAUGAAGGUUUCUUGUUUCAGAAUGAUGAGAUGGGGAUGGUAGAUGCCGUCGGCACUCGUAAUCCCGUCAGUUUUGCUUUUGAGGUGACCUCUGACUUCAUGCAUUACUCAAAGGGGGUGUACACCAGGUAAGGAAGGUGUAUAUUACAUUUUUGCUUUUGUUGUGCUCAAAUAGUACAUAAGUUAUUAGCAGAAUAGAAAAAUUAAUAUAAAGUAUUGCAACAACAUAUAUAUUAUGUGGAAAACCAUAAAAUAAAAAAAUCUGAGAUGGCUUUAUUAUGAUAUGACAACAUCUUACAGGUAAACCAAGGUUUUUCAUGAAUCUUUAUAAUUCAUAACCAAGUUAGAUUUUAUAUAAUAGACUAGCCAAGUACUUCAUUGAUAUUUGUCAGAUCUAAAGUAAGCUCAUCUAAUUUUGUGUCAAAGUUUGUCAUAAUCAUCCCAGUAGAUAUCUUCUCUAUCAAAUCCAUACCUCCGUCUUCUACGUAUUGUGAUUCAAUCACACAAAUUCAAAUGUACAUUCAUAUUUCAAGUAGAUGAUUUGGUUAGGAUCUGUUUUUCCAAGCAUACUGAACUAAAAACAAAAGUGAGACUGGGAUAAAAUUGAAGAGACAAAGCUUAACUUACCUCAAAACUUGGAAACAAUCAAGGAUUCUUUUGGAAUCAGUGCAUAUAGAUCUUUAAAGCUCUAUAUUAAUCUAUGUUUUCUGUUCUGUGCUUGUGAAACCCACAUCUGAAAAACUUUAUGUUAGUGGAGAUGUUAAACUGGAGACAGAGUUAGUUUGUCCCUCUCCAUAUGUAUAAGACAGAAAUGGAUUUAUCUUUCUUUUUCUUCUCCUCAUUUUAGCACUAUGUGCCACAAAACUGCUGACAAGGUGAACCAUGCAGUGCUAGCAGUGGGAUACGGGCAACAGAACGGCUCUGCCUACUGGAUAGUGAAGAACUCAUGGGGAAAAAUCUGGGGGAUUGAUGGGUAAUGCUUCUUUAUUAUCACAUUCAGGAAAAACCUAUUUUAUUCUAGCUUUGGAAAGAUACUUACUGUGCUCACUUUGUACAGGUACUUUCUCAUUGAACGUGGGAAGAAUAUGUGUGGACUCGCUGCCUGCUCAUCUUUUCCAGAGGUGUGAUCUUUGAGUGCUGCCAGACUACCGGAGGGCUGAAGGAGGAAAAAAAAACAUUUUUUACAUAUUUUUAUGACACUCACUUUGAUCAGCAUUUUAUAUUUUAGUGUACUCUUGAAUUUUUAAAAUGAUGAAUUAUGCAUCACAGGAUGGAUCAAGUCAAAUCCAGAUUAAUCGACACAAAUAAAACUAUUGCUCGAGCAAAAUGAUUGAAUUCAAUGUGAUUAUACUUUCAAAUAAAAUCGAUUUGAUCUCUUUGUGUCUUUAUCAUAAUAAAGGCUAACGUAGUGGACUGCAACAUGUACUAAGUUUCUUUUAAACAACCUGAGAAAACAGAUAUAUGCCAUAUGUGACAAUUAUUUCACUGAGAAUGUUAAAAACAGAUAAGGGUGUGAUGGCAAACAAACGGAGCAGAAUGACUGUUGUUUGGGGGCCUUCCUUAGGAUGGUAAAGCAUCAAAAGCAGAGAAAAUACAAUGUUAAAAAUAACUGUUAGGUUUUGUGUAUUAUCUUAUUUUCCUUUAUGAAUAACAUUAGUGGAAUACUGUGAUUAUUAUUUCUUAUCUUUUUCAUUGACAUUUGUUAGGAGCCAUACCUCCUGACAGUCAGGGCAAUUUCACACUUGUGCGUAUGUGUGGUUUAAAAUUAUGCAAAGUUUGUUUUCUCCAUAUAAAUAAAAACAAACAAAACAAAAUGAUAAUCUAUCAGUGUAAAAGGGACUGAAACACACUAUAUGUUUAUUUCCUGAUAGCAGCAUGACCCUGCAGACCCCAUUUAGUACCGCAUUUCUGGAGUCGCUAUUCUAAAGCCUUUUGUUUUCAAAGACGCCUCAUUUUUAUGCUCAGCAUGAAGAUGAAAUGGUGUGUCUCAGAUCUAUCACUUAGUAUCCUGGUCCUAAAACUGCAGACACAACUUUUUUUCACAGAAAUUAAGCAUGACGUUCAUGUAUGAAGGUACUCAUAGAAUGAGGAUUUCACAUUUACUAAUACACAUAUACAAUCACUGUACACAACAACAAAAUACAUCUUACAGAUGCACAAACCUUUUGCACUAAAAAUACCUUCAUACUCA
This is a messenger RNA of Xyrichtys novacula (pearly razorfish), 4601 nucleotides long. NCBI's taxonomy places the organism in Eukaryota, Metazoa, Chordata, Actinopteri, Labriformes, Labridae. The record is from the annotation of a GenBank genome assembly.